Molecule: messenger RNA, 1540 nt
Organism: Rubroshorea leprosula
Lineage: Eukaryota; Viridiplantae; Streptophyta; Magnoliopsida; Malvales; Dipterocarpaceae
Source: the annotation of a GenBank genome assembly
AAAAUAAUAAAAAUAAUAACUGGAUAACAGAGUAAGAGGUUCAAAAAUCCGCAGUGAGUCAGUGAGGAAGAACCAGAAAGCUGAGAAAAUAGAAAAACAAAAGAUGUUUGCGCUCAAAUCCAUUAAAGCCUCCUUGAUUUCCAGAAAGCAUCAUACCCUUUUUCCCCCAUCUAAACUACCCAAUUCAAAGAAUUCCAUCCUCUGUCUCUGCAAGACCAACGACCCAAAUGAUUCCGACCCUGAGUCACCGUCACCGGAAGGGGACACUCGCCAGCAAGAGCUGCUUGCCACCAUCGCAAUGCUUCAAACUCAGAAGGUCCGUCUUACCGAAUAUUUAGAUGAAAGGGCUGCUUAUCUUACCCAAUAUGCUGAAGAAGCCAACUCCGAGUUCGACAAGGUUGGAGAAGAUGCUUUCAGAGAAAUUCAAGAAGCCGGUGACACGGUCUGUAUAGAUUGCAUGAGCUCUUAAUUCUCUAUGUAGUGUUUCAGAAAGAAAAGGGUAUCUGUCUUUGGUUUUUUCAUGAGUAAGUUGAUAACCCAGUUCUUGUUCCGUUGUUGUUUGGCAGAUAAUGGAAACCAUAGAGAGCAAAAUGCAAGCCUUCAGAGAAUCUCAAGAAUUGAACAGAGUGGAGAUCGAGAAGAAUGAAAACAAGUUAGAGUGGUUUGAAGAUCAAAUUGAGGAAGAUAGGAAUGAAGGGCUGUUCUUUAAGAACCUGGGGGCAAGAAAGUCUCUGGAUAGGGCAGAAGCAAGGGAAGAGAUGGAGGAGAUAAAGGAGGUUAUUAAAGAAACUGCAGGGUCAAAAAACAGAAGAAACAUUUACCUUGCUUUAAUGGCACUGCUAGUGGUUGAAAUUGCUGAUUCUUUCAUCUCCUCGCCUGAUCGAAGAAAAAUUGCAGUUCUUGGAGCAAUUUUGGUUGCUUUAUUUACUCAGUUCGUCAACGAACAGGAAAUGAUAUCAGAGGCUGAAAAAUUAGAAAAGGGAUUAGAAAAGGAAAGAAGUGAUCAGAAGAAGUAAAAUGUGUUUGCAAGAUCUGAGAAAAAAGGACUAUUGUAAAGUUUUGAUGCAUUGUUAUUUUCAGUGAAUAUCAGAAUAUUGCAUGAUACAUAACCCCAAGUUGGAACUUAAGACUUGGGUUUGAUACAUCAAGCUAUUUUCUUUUGCAUCAUCAACAUAUGAUCGUGGUGGUAUGACUUCAAUCACCAAAACCAAAUGUGAGUUACCAAAUUUGAUGCUUUGUUAUCCUUUCUCAAUCAUUCUACUGGAAAACAACAAAUAGAUGAAUCUAGAUUUCAACAUAUUUUACACAUACUGUCCAGUGUCUAUUUCCUGAAAGCUUUUCAGGAUAGAUGAAGCAUCUCUGCAAGAUAGAAUCAUAUGAGAUGUAGAUAGCUAGGAUAAAUGCAGGAUUACUGGGCCAGCUAAAAAAUGUAGUCGUUGAUUGAGAAAAAGUCAGAAGAAAUUGUCUGCAAUAUACUCUGCAAAAAUCAGCACCGUGUAAGAAAGCAUUUAUGCAAUUGAAAGAAAUAUGAGUCUAAGUU